Molecule: messenger RNA, 2133 nt
Organism: Penicillium riverlandense
Lineage: Eukaryota; Fungi; Ascomycota; Eurotiomycetes; Eurotiales; Aspergillaceae
Exons: 1
Coding region: 1-2133 (710 amino acids)
Source: RefSeq, a predicted model, not a curated record
AUGGUUCUGAAGAAGCUUUUUCAUUCAGAAAAGGCUCCUGCUCGGCCAGCAACGAGCCUCGGAAACACAGGCGCGGAGGCUGAGGAACAGUACCUGUAUGCAGCGGAGCCCAAGCUCAUGGCCGGGCUUCCAUCGCCUGGUUGUCCCUCUCCGGGGUUUAGACCUGAACAGUCGUUUGAUGUGGACCAUCAUUUUGAACAGAUCGAGAAGCAAUUCGAGGAUUUGCACGACCAGCUAGAAACCCGGCCGCACACCUCUCUGUCCGGGCCGUUUACGCAGGCUCACCUCUCCCAACCGCUUUCCAAUGGCCGGCAUGUCGACCUACUGGAUGCGCUUGCUAGAUCUCAGCAGCUUCAGGACUCUACCGCACAACCCUUCUCGCCGCCAUCCAGUCCGUACAACGAAGAUGUCGCCGAGCGGAACAUGACCAGAUUCCUCCGAAUCCAACAUCGAAAAGGAUACGCCAGCUCCCGAAUACAGUCGGCACUCUACCAAGAGGAUGUGGCGGACCGGAAUAUUGCAAAAUAUGGUGACCCCGUACGCUCGCUGUCGAGCUUGAGUUGUCGGUCUUCUCCCGCGGCGCCUGGAUGGGUUCGUAGCCCAGAGGGCUCCAAACGUAAGAAGCGCACUGGAGAGAAGAAAUCUACAUGGACAUCGGAGGAGGAUCUACGGUCGAGAUCCCGUGCUCGGGCUGAGGCGGCUACCACGUUAUCCUCGGGUCAUCUUCGGGUCCAGAAAUCUGCUCCCAGUCUGUCCACAGGAGAGAGCUCUGCUGAAGAGGAUGCUGCCCCGGACCCCGUGCAGCGCCUGGGCGUUCCUGCUGCUUAUAAGCAAGGGAAACGAUGGAGCAAUACCCCAUUACCAGAUAGUCCCACGCUACCCGUGCCAGUGAGCAAUGGUGAUGGCGCCUGUGAAAGCCCCGUCAUCCCAGGCCGACCACCUGCUCCCACAGCGCGAAGCUCGUCCCUGAAAUCGAGACCUCUUCCUCCACCUUCGUCCCCGGGAGUGAGCUCCAAAAAGAACGUGCGAGACCUCUCGAUCAACACGCAAUUGGCGGCAAACGGCCGGGCAAAGAUCGCACACAAGGCCAUCCAGCCCCCGACGCCUUCCAAUUAUGAGAUGAAACGGGCCCCCAGCAUUGCAGAGGUCAUGGGCAGUCCGCUUCCAGAGCCUAGUCCCUCGUCUAAGUCUCCGCGCUUCAAGGUCUCGGAGAUGAUGGAUCUGUUCAAUAAAGCCUACACGUCCAGUCAGGCCGUCAGCCCUCAUCCAACCUACGAAACACUCCAGGAUGCCAUUGUGCGCGAAAUCAAUUCCCACGAAGCCUUCCAGCGCGUCCCCGUUCCUGCCGCUGGCCCACCAUUCACGCCGUCGUCAGAACAGGACUCGUUUGCCAAGGAAAAUCAGCGCCCCAAGCUGAUGAGCAAGAAUUCGUUCAUGAAACAUAGGCGAAACUCCGAGUCCCGCCGGAGUAUCUCUACCAUCGUCCCCUCCAAGGUCCUGCGCAAGGUCUCUGCCUCCCCAGUACCAGCACGCCGGAGACACACCGACGCACCACCCCCAUCACCAGGCCUCCUAGCGGACAUCAAGAAUCAGACUUCGGCAGAACCCAUUGCCCCUCGCCCGGCAACGGGAGACCAGCUGACGUACAUGGACGUCCUCCUCCGCGCGAGCAACGACAAGCCACCUACCUCCUCUGGCCCCAAACCCACCUCCACAUUUCGCAGACGCCGCCGCUCCGAAUCCGCAGAUGUCAACCUCUCCUCCAUGGUGCGCACCACACCCGACAUCAUGCCCCACACCCCGGGCACAGUCUACUGCCUGCAGGCGCACUCCACUCCCUCAAAGGACAGCCAGACUAGCGAAGACACGGACGACGAUAUCAUCCACCUCCCCAGCGUGGCUGGCCCUCCGCCACCGCGCGUGCAGAUCGAGGGCGUCGACGAGAACAAUGUCCGCUAUGUGAUCGACUCGGCUUCACCUGUUGACGCACAGAAGCUCAUGAACUGGCCGCAGCGUGCUCGCAGGGAUAGCAAACCUACUAAGUCCUCGAACACAUCCUACCAAACUGGUCUGUCGCCUCUGUCUCGCGCCCGGAUGCAGCUUCGUGGUUCUCGCUCCGUCGACACUUAUUAG